This is a messenger RNA of Cercospora beticola, 1161 nucleotides long. RefSeq lists its product as uncharacterized. Gene Ontology annotation, molecular function: ATP binding; protein serine/threonine kinase activity. NCBI's taxonomy places the organism in Eukaryota, Fungi, Ascomycota, Dothideomycetes, Mycosphaerellales, Mycosphaerellaceae. The record is from RefSeq and is a predicted model, not a curated record. Gene Ontology annotation, biological process: protein phosphorylation.
AUGCAGAAGGCUUUUGUCGACAACGACUUCACAUAUCGUCCUAAUGAAAUUCCGGAAGACCGUGUGGCAACGGCGAAGGAAAUUGGGUACGACGGAAGCCAGCCUGGACUCUGGUGUUACAAAGGCGAGCUCGGUGCUGGAGCUUAUGGCACCGCCACUUUAUGGGUCCAGCUAGACGCCCAAGCCCGACAUAUCAACAGACAAGUCCUUAAAGACACGUACCUCAUCGACGGUCGUUGGAACCAUGCUGCCUACUGGGCAGGUAAUAUUGAUUCUCGAAAACCUGUGGAGUUUGAGAUCGUCACGCAGCUCAAAGCUCUACCCGGAUCUGAAAAUAUCGUAGAAUACUACGAAACAACGGUUUACGCUGAGAAAACCAUGUACAGAAUUUACAUGGAGUAUGCCGAACACGGAACCCUUCAAGAUCUCAUGGAGGCACAUCGAGAAGCACAGGAAUUGCAGACCGCCGAAGGAACUGCUGUAAAUUGGAGAAUCUCACCUCGCUUGCUCUGGUGCAUCUUCGAAGGAUUAGCUUCAGCUUUAUGCCUCGCUCACCAAGGACGUCUUCCUGAAAACACCCACCGACGGCCGAAAAUCGUUCCUGUGAUACAUCGAGACAUCAAGCCUGCAAAUAUACUGCUGGCGGCUCCACAUGCUGAUGUUUGGCCCGAGCUUCCGAUUGUAAAACUCGCUGACUGGGGCCUUGUGGUUCCAAAGAGCACCGGCGAUCACCUCACACGGCGGGGAGGCACAGCCGCGUGGAUGGCGCCAGAGGUUUUGCCAUAUGAAGGAUCAGAUCACUCGUUGUACGGGCAUCAUGAGCCCUCGGAAGCCUCCGACAUCUGGUCACUCGGUCGGGUAAUGCUUGCACUGGCCAAUCUUGACAAGGCCAACGUGAAACCUUUCCGGUUUGGUAUGGCGCCUCCCACGUACGGAUCUGGGGUGCAAGAAAGAUUGCCGCCUCGAAUGGUUGCGCUGAUUGAUCAAUGCCUAGAGACUGAGCCAAACGAUCGGAUCAAGUGUGGCGUCCUUUGGAAGAAUAUUCAAGCUCAGGUUGCGACUUUCAAAGGACCGUUCGGACAGCCUAUGAAGAUGAAGAAACGCGAAGAAGAUGAAGUCUUGCUGUACCAGCAUGACAAGUACCGAGCUUGGGGUCGCUGA